Messenger RNA from Pipistrellus nathusii (Nathusius's pipistrelle), 2004 nucleotides. Lineage: Eukaryota; Metazoa; Chordata; Mammalia; Chiroptera; Vespertilionidae. The record is from the annotation of a GenBank genome assembly.
AUGCAGCCGGCUGUGCUUCUCGGCCUCCUGGGAGCCGCGAUGGUGGCCGUUGUCAGUUCUAUGCCAGUGGACAACAGGGACCACAAUGAAGAAAUGGUGACUCGCUGCAUCAUCGAGGUUCUCUCAAAUGCCCUGUCGAAGUCCAAUGCUCCACCCAUCACUCCCGAGUGCCGACAAGCCCUGAAGAGGAAUGGAAAAGAAGUUAAAGAUGAAGAGAAAAGUGAAAAUGAAAAAACAAGGUUCCAAGUAAGAUUGUUAAGAGACCAAGCUGACGCCUCAGAAGCCCGCAGGCCCUCCAGUAGGGAAGACACAGGAGAACCGGAGGAGGCAGACAUCCAAGGCCUGUCAGUGGCCAACACAGAGGGAGGUGGGCACAGCCGAGAGGGAGCAGGUGAGCCCCAAGAGAGCCUCCAUCCCUCUGAGAGUAAAGUCUCCAAAGAAGUGAAGACAUACCAUUCUGAGAAGAGCGAGGGAGAGGAAGGCGAGAAACACCCAAAAAGGGAGCAUGGGGAAGGUGGCAGUGAAGAGAAACACCUGGAAGAGCCAGGCGAGACACAAAGUGCCUUUCUUGACAAAAGAAACCAGGCUACAGCUAAGAAAAAAGAGGAGAUAAUGUCCAGAUACAAUCCACCCUCGGCCAGGCUCCCGGAGGAGAAGACACACAGCAGGGAGAGGAGUAGCCAAGAGAGCAGAGAAGAGACAAGGAACCCGGAGAGACACUCCCAAGAGUCUAAAAGCCAAUCUGGGAGCCAGGAAGAAUCUGAGGAAAGUGAGGAAGAUGCCAGCCAUGAGCUGGACAAACGGCACUGGAGGCCGAGACAUCACCAUGGGCGGAGCAGGCCUGACAGAUCCUCUCAAGAAAGGAAUCUUCCCUCUGAGGAAAGGGGACAACCCCAUGCGGAACCUGAAGAGCCCAAUGUGGGCAUGGCCAGCUUAGGAGACAAGAGGGACCGUGAUCCAACCCACUACCGGGCUUCAGAGGAAGAACCUGAAUAUGGGGAAGACAUGAGGAAUUACGCAAGAGUCCAGGCACCUGAGAACCUGGCCGGGGGGCGGUAUGGGGGCAGAGAAAAUGAGAAGUACGGGGCUCCAAGGCCUCCCAGUGAUGAGAGCCAGGACGAGGACAGGCGAAUUCACCCUAAUGCAGAGCUUGACAACAUGGCUUACGGAUAUGAUGAGGAGAGUGAGGAGAGGGGCCCUGAGUGGGGAUAUCGCCACAGAGCCAGGGUAGGGGAGCCUGGGGCCUAUGCCAGCCCAGACAAAGCAGAGAAACGAUUCUUGGGUGAAGGACACUACGGUGUUCAAGAAAACCAGAUGGACAAAACAAGGAGGCACCCGCAGGGCGAGUGGAAAGAGCAGGACAGAAAUGACCUCAACUAUGGUGAGGAAAAUGGGGAGGAAGGGGCCCAGGGGACAUGGCAGCGGCAGGAGAAUCUGCAAGACACCCAGGAGAACAGGGAGGUGGCCCGGCUUCCAGGCAAGCAGUAUGCUCCCUAUCAUACCACCGAGAAGAGGAGGAGGUUAGGGGAACUGCUGAACCCUUACUACGCCCCCUCCCAGGUGAAGAGCAGCCACUUUGAGAGAAAAGACGACACAGAUGACAAUCUUCUUGAGGGUGAAGAUGAAAAUGGCCUGACCUUGAAUGAGAAGAAUUUCUUCCCAGAAUACAACUAUGACUGGUGGGAGAGAAAGCCCUUUGAGGAGGAUGUGAACUGGGGGUAUGAGAAGAGAAACCUGGUCCCCAAACUGGAUCUGAAGAGGCAGUAUGACCGAGUGGCCGAACUGGACCAGCUCCUGCACUUCAGGAAGAAGUCGGCUGAGUUUCCAGAUUUCUAUGACCCCGAGGAGCUGCUGAGCCCACGCCACGCAGUGGAAGGUGAAAAGGACAGGGCUGGCCCCGGAGUUCUGACCAAGGAAGAGGAAAAAGAACUUGAAAACUUGGCUGCAAUGGACUUGGAACUACAGAAAAUAGCUGAGAAGUUCAGUGGUAAUCGAAGGGGGUGA